This is a messenger RNA of Cercocebus atys (sooty mangabey), 1735 nucleotides long. RefSeq names its product Fas apoptotic inhibitory molecule 2 (gene FAIM2). The record is from RefSeq and is a predicted model, not a curated record. The transcript is spliced from 12 exons. NCBI's taxonomy places the organism in Eukaryota, Metazoa, Chordata, Mammalia, Primates, Cercopithecidae. Bases 183 to 1004 code for a protein of 273 amino acids. Gene Ontology annotation, cellular component: endoplasmic reticulum; membrane; Golgi apparatus. Gene Ontology annotation, biological process: negative regulation of apoptotic signaling pathway.
CUCCGCAGCAUCUUCCCAGGCCCGGCCCCCUCCUCCCCCCGCGCCGAUGGUACGCGCCGGCCCGGCCCGGCUGCAGUGGAUGUUGCUAGAACCCACGCGGAGGAAGGAAGAGACGCAGGCAGGCUGCGGCUACCCAAGCGGCCGCCCCGGCCUCAGAGACCCCUUCCCCGAGAGACGGCACCAUGACCCAGGGAAAGCUCUCCGUGGCUAACAAGGCCCCUGGGACCGAGGGGCAGCAGCAGGUGCACGAGAAGAAGGAGACUCCAGCAGUGCCCUCAGCCCCACCCUCCUAUGAGGAAGCCACAUCUGGGGACGGGAUGAAGGCAGGGGUCUUCUCCCCAGCCCCCACGGCGGUGCCUCUCCACCCAAGCUGGGCUUAUGUGGACCCCAGCAGCAGCUCCAGCUAUGACAGCGGUUUCCCCACCGGAGACCAUGAGCUCUUCACCACUUUCAGCUGGGACGACCAAAAAGUUCGUCGAGUCUUCAUCAGAAAGGUCUACACCAUCCUGCUGAUUCAGCUGCUGGUGACCUUGGCUGUCGUGGCUCUCUUUACUUUCUGUGACCCUGUCAAAGACUAUGUCCAGGUCAACCCAGCCUGGUACUGGGCAUCCUAUGCUGUGUUCUUUGCAACCUACCUGACCCUGGCUUGCUGUUCUGGACCCAGGAGGCAUUUCCCCUGGAACCUGAUUCUCCUGACCGUCUUUACCCUGUCCAUGGCCUACCUCACUGGGAUGUUGUCCAGCUACUACAACACCACCUCCGUGCUGCUGUGCCUGGGCAUCACAGCCCUUGUCUGCCUCUCAGUCACCGUCUUCAGCUUCCAGACCAAGUUCGACUUCACCUCCUGCCAGGGCGUGCUCUUCGUGCUUCUCAUGACUCUUUUCUUCAGCGGACUCAUCCUGGCCAUCCUCCUACCCUUCCAAUAUGUGCCCUGGCUCCACGCAGUCUAUGCAGCACUGGGAGCGGGUGUGUUUACAUUGCUUUUUGGCACUAACCGGGAAUGAGGAGCCCUCCCCACCCCACCGUCCUCCGGAGAAUGCACCCCUCUUGGUUCCCUGUCUCUCCCCUGCGCUCCUACAAGACCAGAUAUAAAACUAGCUGCCAACCCAGGCUGUGGCCAGGCCACUGUCUACCCCAGCCCAGCCCAGCCCUCUGCCGCUUGUACAUACGCCAUGGGGACCCUGAGGAACCGAGGCCAUGUCAAUCCCUGUGCCGCCCUGUUCCCCCUGUUACAUCUUCCAAACUGGGACGGUCAAGGCUGAAGGCUCCUCUGGGUUUGAGGGCCUAAGGGACAGCGGGGAGAAGCCUAGCAGGAUUUCAAAUGCGGGAGUGAGACCCAGGAAGCCCAGCGGAGCCCUGACCCCCCACCACAAUUCCUCCUGGGGCUGCACAACCAUGUGGCCUUGGGUCCUGCGUCCAGUCUGUGUCCUCCUGUCUUUCUCGUGCAGGACAGGCAUUGACACUUUGUAAGAAAGGGGGUGGGGGACGUAGCUGGGCGGGUGGAGUGAGUGGGCAGGAUGGCUGUCCCAGGCUGCCCAUCUUCUCUUGGCUCUGGGACCAGCAGCUUGUUCUAGGGAUUUGAAGCCUGUGCUGUCUGCUGCUCGCUGUGAACGGCCCUCCCAGGUCAUGACAGAGCACUGUUGGGGCAGGAGGUGAGAGCAGGGGGCCCUGCUCCUCAGUGAGGGCCUGUCCUGGGGCUCCCAGGGAAGUGGGAGCCGGGGAGCCAAUCCACCCA